GCCGAGGCCAUAAGGAUAGAGCAUGAGAAGAAGGUGGAACAGUUGAGGAAGCUAGAGCUGAAGAGGGCGGAUUAUGUAAAGACUGAGAAGACUAAGAAAGAGGUUGAAAAGUUGGAGUCACAGAUGAUGGUUGCAUCUCAGGCCAUUGAAACCACGUCUGCUGAAAUCAUCAAGCUAAGAGAAAUUGAGCUCUACCCACAACUCCUUGAGCUUGUCAAAGGAUUGAUGUGCAUGUGGAGAAGUAUGUACGAGUGCCAUCAGGUCCAAACACACAUUGUUGAGCAGCUCAAAUAUCUGAACAUCAUACCAUCUGCCGAGCCCACAUCCGAGAUCCACCGCCAAUCUACUCUCCAACUUGAGCUUGAAGUCCAGCAAUGGCAUGUUUCUUUUUGCAAUAUAGUGAAAGCUCAACGGGAUUACGUCCAAUCUCUUACAGGCUGGCUCCGGCUUAGCCUUUUCCAGAUAAGUGGAAACCCACUAGUACGAACAGGUCAAGAUUCUAGAAUUUACUCUCUCUGUGAAGAAUGGAACCUGGCAGUUGAUAGGAUUCCAGACAAAGUGGCUUCCGAAGGAAUCAAGAGCUUCUUAACAGUAAUUCAUGCUAUUGUUGUUCAACAAGCCGAGGAAUACAGGCAAAAGAAGAAGGCAGAUUCUGCCUCAAAAGAGCUGGAGAAGAGAGCUACUGAGCUAAGAUCACUGGAAAGUAAAUAUGUCUCGCAUUCGAUGCGAGAAUGCUCGGCAUCCACUAAAGGGAGAGACCCAGUUCAGGAGAAGCAAAAUAAGGUGGAGAACUUGAGAACAAAAGCUCGAGAUGAGAAGCAAAAGCAUGAAAACUUGAUAAGUGUGACGAGGGCAAUGACAAUAAAUAACUUGCAGAUGAGUUUUCCGCAUGUUUUCCAAGCAAUGGUUGGGUUUUCAAGUGUAUGUAUGCACGCAUACGAGGGAGUUUACAAUCAAACUAAGAAUCCUGGCCAGCAUGAGGUGAAGAGAUUACUACCGUAAGAACAAGGCCUGGAUCAAAAGAGGGUUAUUCCGACCAAUUCCUGUGCAUAGAUGUGAAUUCGACAAGGGGAGAGUUUGCUGGAAAAAGUGUAAGCAAGGCAUCUAACAUCAUUCAUUUUGAUGGAAGAUUUCGUUGAGGUCACGAAAAAUAUGAUGCAAGUGAACUAUUUUGCUCGCUUUUAUGACGGGGUGAGAAGGAAUGACCGCGCCUACUCCUUUGAAUUGGCGCGGGAGUAAAAAUACAGAGCCGGGAAUUUUGUAGAACUGAUAGUUUUUCAGCGCUUAUGGUUAGUCGUGUGUUUCUGUAAAUAGAUAUCUCAUUAAAUUUUCGGAAGUUUAUUUUCUUAAGGCAUUACCUCAUAAUAUUUCCCUA
Messenger RNA from Momordica charantia (bitter melon), 1375 nucleotides. The record is from RefSeq and is a predicted model, not a curated record. NCBI's taxonomy places the organism in Eukaryota, Viridiplantae, Streptophyta, Magnoliopsida, Cucurbitales, Cucurbitaceae.